Stereum hirsutum FP-91666 SS1 is the source of this 1572-nucleotide messenger RNA. Its product is annotated as cyclophilin-like protein. Gene Ontology annotation, molecular function: ubiquitin-ubiquitin ligase activity; peptidyl-prolyl cis-trans isomerase activity. The transcript has 9 exons. The record is from RefSeq and is a predicted model, not a curated record. NCBI's taxonomy places the organism in Eukaryota, Fungi, Basidiomycota, Agaricomycetes, Russulales, Stereaceae. Bases 1 to 1548 code for a protein of 515 amino acids. Gene Ontology annotation, biological process: protein polyubiquitination; protein peptidyl-prolyl isomerization; protein folding. Gene Ontology annotation, cellular component: catalytic step 2 spliceosome.
AUGGGCCACGGAAACUCCAACAAGCUCUAUGUCACUCAUGCAGAGCACUCAGGGAUGUUUGGGCAACAUACUGCUUCCUCUGGAGGAUUCAGAGCGAAGCAGGAAGGCCCCAGUCGCGGAGCACUGACACCUUUCGACUGUUGUUCACUUUCCUUCCAGCCAUUCAACCACCCAGUAUGCGCCAGAAAUGAUGAUGGAACAGGCAACGUGUUUGAACUGACGAACAUCAUUCCAUGGCUAAAACAACACGAUAACACGAAUCCCGUCACAAAGGAGCCUCUGAAACCCUCUGACCUCAUAACCCUCCACUACUCCCGCAAAGCCUCCGGUGAAUACCACGACCCCAUAACCUUCAAACCUUUCAGCGAACACUCGCACAUAGUGGCUAUCGCAUCCACUGGCAAUGUCUUCCUCGCGGAAAGUAUCAAGGGAGGGAAAGACCUAGUGAAUGACGUGCGUUUCAAAAAAGAGGAUGUCAUCACGCUUCAGAACCCUCAUGGAAUGCCAACGGUCUCAGUUUCCAACGCCAAGGCGGCCUCAACUUCGAAGACUGACAAGGAAAAGACUGCUGUGGCGAAAGCUGGCCCAGUUGCAGCUGUUCAGAAAGAGGCUGUACCUUGGAACAUCUCUCCUUACUCAUCUGGGCAACAGGGCGCUUCAUUCACGUCUACUUCGGUAGACCCAAAUGCACAAGCUGCCAAACUCGUAUGGGACGAAGAGGAACUCAUGUUUGACGAUGUCUCAAAGCCUGCAAAGGGAAAGGGGAAAGAGAAGGAUAUAGGCAAACGUCGAGCGUACGUUCGCGUCGUCACUAGUCUUGGAGGGAGUCUGAACCUGGAACUUUUCUGCGAGAAAGCCCCAAAAACAUGCUACAACUUCCUCAUGCUUGCACGAGAGGGAAAAUAUAAUAAUUGCCUAUUUCACCGCCUAGUCCCCGGAUUCAUGAUUCAAACAGGCGAUCCAGCAGGCACUGGCUCUGGAGGACAAUCAUACUGGGGGACUCCUUUCCGUGAUGAAUAUGACCUCAAGGGAGCUGCGAAGCAUGACAGCCGGGGCACGCUAGCGAUGGCCAACAAGGGUGCUAGCACGAACGGUUCUCAGUUCUAUCUUACUUUCCGAGCUACACCACACUUGGACAACAAGCAUACGGUAUUCGGAAAGUUAGUCGGUGGCGACGAUGUUCUGAACGCACUGGAGAAACUAACGUUGAAGGCUGGAACUGAGCGGCCUCUGAAAGAAGUCCGGAUAACCGAAGUGAUCAUUUACCAGGACCCUUUCGAGGACUACAAGAAACGGUUGGCCAAAAAGUUGGCCAAGCGAGCAGAAGCAGAACAGAAUCCGACUCCGAAAGUAGAGGAGAAGAAGGAAGGAGACGACGUCAACUGGUUCGGGCUCAAGGUUGGACUAGAGACGUCCGACACCACAGGUAGUGGUGGUGGCGUCGGAAAGUAUCUUAGCCUGAAGCGGCCGGCUUCCGCUGUUGCUGGGGCUCAGUCGGAAGACAGCAAGAAGCGUAAGCUGGGCUUUGGAGAUUUCUCGAAUUUCUAGUUCUUGCUUGUGUAUGUAUCACCA